This is a messenger RNA of Nicotiana tabacum (common tobacco), 2420 nucleotides long. RefSeq lists its product as uncharacterized. The record is from RefSeq and is a predicted model, not a curated record. NCBI's taxonomy places the organism in Eukaryota, Viridiplantae, Streptophyta, Magnoliopsida, Solanales, Solanaceae.
GCCCCAUACCUUCCCUCUCCUCCAACCCCUCUGCCCGCUUCCAACUCGCCCAAACUCGCCGGAAUCGGGCGAGUUCGCCCUCAACAAAUCCCAUGGUCCCCCUCUCUCUUCUCCUUCUUCCACGUCAUUCAUUCCGUACUAAAUCUCAUCAUUUCAAUCCGAUUCACACGGAUUUCUUCUUUUAUUUCUUUUGUUUAAACACAAAUCCGAGGCCCUUGAAUAAAUUUGGGAGAAAUGGAAACCAUUGGAUAAAGAUUUUUGUCCAAAGUCUCCAUUUUUCCAAUUUUUGUUUGUGAAAGGGGGAUUUUCGGAUUUGAUUUUGGGGUCCCACACGAUUUCUUGCUGAGGAAGAAGAAGCUUCGAGAGAGGGUAUAUUUGGAGCCUUUAGACAGAGAAGAAAAGGUGAAAAAGUUCUAGGGUUUUGAUACUGGAUUUCGACAUUUCUCUUCUGAUUUUCGAUUUUUCAUACAAAAAAAGAAUUGAAUUCUUCUUGGUUUGAAUUUGACUCCCACUUCGAAAAAUACAAAAAAAAUGAUCUUUUUCAGUUCUGUUUUGAUUCUCUUUCAUGGAGUUCAACUGAGGCAUUGUGGAGCUUUGAGGUUUUGUUAGCCGUUCGAGUUGGCUCGCGAUUCCGUUCGAGUUAAAUUUGUUCGUGUAAUUGUUGGAAUAUCUUUAUUAAUCGAAAACCAGCCUUUCUCAGGUAUGAACCCGCUGAUUCGAUCCAAAGUGCUGAUGGUGGUAAAGAUUCCUAGGAAGUUGAUCAAGUGGUGGAAAAUGUUUUCAUCGUUAGAGCAUCAUGAGUUAAUGCAGAAAUUGGGCACCCUAACUUCCCUUCUUGAUAUCACACCUCGCCCAGACUUAGUGGAGGCGAUGCUGACUUAUUGGGAUCCGCAAAAUUUGAUUUUCAGAUUUGGAGAGUGUGUGAUGACUCCUACCUUGGCGAAAAUAUCUGGUCUCACUUAUUUAAGCUAUAUAGGCAAGGACAUGAUACUUCCCCGAGACUACUCUAGGACAAGAUUCCUCAGCGACCUGGGCCUGAAAGAUAAUAAGCAUUUAAAAUGUCUCGAGCAGUCCUGGAUAUCCUUGGAUUAUUUGUUUGUUAGAUUUGGACCACAGGAUAGUUUUGACGUCUUUUGGGAUGAGUUCUGCACAACCAAGGCAAAGUGGCAAAGACAUCGCCUCGAAGCUUUCAGACUUGCUUUGUUGGGAUUAUUGGAUUUUCCAUUAGAUGAGAGGCACAUUAGCACCCGUCUACAGUCAGUGGUAAUGGCACUAUUUCAUGAGAAACAACGCAAAACCGUUACCGUUGUGCCGAUGAUCUUAGCAGAGUUGUACCGAGCCCUGAGUGAGGUUAAGGGAGGUGUCAGAUAUUUUGAGGGAAGUAACCUUUUGCUACAGUUGUGGAUGAUGGAUCAUUUGCACAUCGCUUCCUUACUUUGUCCCAUCGACCGUGCCUUAAGGGAUCGGGUGAUAUGCAUCGAACGUAGGAUGAAAUCUGCUAGGUUUACGUACCCAGUAGGCGUCACGGCUUGGAUUGAGUUCCUUGUUUUGAGGACAAAUGGGAAUGUUUUGUGGGCUUACCUUUGGCUACCUUUGGAUGAUAUCUUGGUAGGGUGCCUCAUGCUGCCUUUCCUGAUGCUGAUAGGACUUAAGUGUGUCUGAUUAUAUACUCCCAUUAGGGUAAUGCGGCAAUUGGGCAGAAGAUAAGAGGAUCCUCCAACUUUGAAUCUUCGGAGGCACAUCAUAAAUUUUAGCAAAAAGGCGGCUGAUGAAAUCAAGUAUGUGCAAUACUGGAACAAUGCAAAGAGGAUGAAGAAAAAUACAUUAGUAGAGGACGUUGGCAGGCCCGAGUGUACUCAGGAGUACUUGAUUUGGUUACAGUCCGUCCCGCCAGGGGUCAGCACCCCAUUGCCAGCACAACUUAGGGGGCGGGCAAUUCAGAUAGAUGAUUUUGAGGAGGCAUCGGACCAAGAUCCCUGGGAUAAGCUUGAGUUGAUAAAGUCUCAGUUAGCGGGAUUGGCAGCAAACAUGGAGCAGCAUGGCCAGUAUUUGUUUAGGGUCGGACUUCAGGAUGCGAGGGCACACGCCAGGGCCUUUAUUCCCAGCAUCGAUGUUUCUUUACGAGGCAUGUUACAGAGUUUGAGCAUGAUGGACAACCCAGGAUCAUCCCAGCCAGGAUCAUCGCAUUCAAGAGCAGCUUGAGGAUUCAUUCUAUCUAGGUGUUUUGAGAUCGUCUUAUGUUGUCUUUUACUUUCGUGUCUUGACUAGAAGUACUAAGUCCUUUAGGUAGUGUCAAAGUUUGUCGUAGUGUAGUUGAGUCUGUCAGGUUUUUCAUUAUCACACUUCUUAUUGUAUUUUAAUAUCGAAAAGUUUUUAAAUGAAAAAUCCCAAAAAAGAUUUUGUUUUUAGUUUAUUUUCCA